Molecule: messenger RNA, 2085 nt
Organism: Vitis riparia (riverbank grape)
Lineage: Eukaryota; Viridiplantae; Streptophyta; Magnoliopsida; Vitales; Vitaceae
Product: U3 snoRNP-associated protein-like EMB2271
Exons: 7
Coding region: 115-1674 (519 amino acids)
Cellular component (GO): small-subunit processome
Molecular function (GO): protein binding; snoRNA binding
Source: RefSeq, a predicted model, not a curated record
UUUCCCCCUGUUUUGCCAGCUCUCUAAAACCCUAUUCUAAAACCCUAAUACAUUUACCCCACCAAAACUUCUCUCUGCUGAUACAGCAACUGUUCAAAUUUCUAACCACUGAUCAUGAAGGUCAAAACUUCGAAGAAGAAAGUUUCAGUUUCCAAGGGAACCAGAAAAGGGAAGAGAUUUUCAAUCGAUGAGGACUCCUUCUUCAGGCACGAGUCGAAGCGGAGGCGAAAAGCCAAAGAUGAAGACGCCGAGGAUGAUAUCAUUGAGAGCGAAGAAGAAGACGAUGAAGAAGGAACUGGUUCAGACGCCGACGGCCGAGAGGAACGGCAGGAGGAGGAUGAGUUCGCGGCGGAGACAGCUGAUGAGAAGAGGUUGCGAGUGGCGAAGGCGUAUGUGGAAAAGAUUCGGGGGAUUGUAAGCAGAGAGAGGGAGGAUGAGGAAGAGAGCGAGCGUGCUGAGGAGAGAGAAGGCCAGAGAGACUCGCUGGUUGCGCAGAUUCUGCAGCAAGAGCAGCUAGAGGAGAGCGGGCGAGUUCGGAGAUUGAUUGCUUCUAGGGUUCAAAAGCCAGAGACUGUCGAUGAAUUUCGGGUUUUAGUGAAGCACCGGCAGUCUGUUACUGCCGUAGCACUGUCCGAGGAUGACUUGAAGGGUUUUUCAGCUUCCAAGGAUGGGACAAUUGUUCAAUGGGAUGUUGACAGUGGGAAAGGUGAAAAAUACAUGUGGCCUACUGAGGAAGUAUUGAAGUCCCAUGGGGCCAAGGAUCCACAAGGUCGUGCUAUGAAGCAUAGUAAACAUGUUUUGGGAUUGGCUGUUAGCUCUGAUGGUCGAUAUUUGGCAAGUGGAGGUUUUGAUCGUCAUGUUCAUUUAUGGGAUACCCGUACAAGGGAGCAUCUUCGGGCCUUUCCAGGUCACAGGGGACCUGUGUCUUGUUUAACUUUUAGACAAGGAACUUCUGAGCUUUUUUCUGGUUCAUUUGAUCGAACCAUCAAAAUAUGGAGUGCAGAAGACAGAGCUUACAUAACCUCAUUAUUUGGACAUCAGAGUGAAGUAUUAUCAAUUGAUUGCCUACGAAAAGAACGGGUGUUAACUGUUGGACGUGAUCGGAGCAUGCAGUUGUGGAAGGUCCCUGAGGAAUCACGGUUAGUAUUUCGUGCACCUGCAUCAUCUCUGGAGUGUUGCUGUUUUAUUAAUAAUGAUGAAUUCUUAUCCGGCUCAGACGAUGGAAGUAUUGAGCUUUGGGGCAUGCUACGAAAGAAGCCUGUUUACAUUGUUAAAAAUGCUCAUGCUUUGUCAGCUACUCUCCGGCAACCUGAACAAAGUGAUGUUGGAAAAAUUCCCAAUGGUUAUAUAGAAAAUGGUAACCACAAUCAUGAAGACUAUAAUUGUUCAACAGCAUAUUCCUGGGUUAGUUCUGUAACUGUAUGUAGAAGCAGUGAUCUUGCUGCAUCUGGAGCUGCUAAUGGUUCUGUUCGAUUAUGGGCUAUUGGAAGUGAGACCAAAGACAUUCGACCCUUAUUUAAUCUUCCACUGGUUGGGUUUGUAAAUUCCCUAGCAUUUUCAAAAUCUGGACAGUUCCUGGUUGCUGGAGUUGGGCAGGAGCCUCGGCUAGGAAGGUGGGGACGUCUUCCAGCAGCUCGGAAUGGAGUUGCAGUGCAAUCCCUUAAACUCUCAUGAGAUGAAGUACAUGGUUUUUGUAGCUCUUCAAUUUUGACUAGUCAUGAGUUGAGAAAUUUCAUGGAAACACAUUCAUUUGUUUUUCAAUAGCCUAUAAAUUUAUUUAAGUUUACUAAGCAUAUUGAUUUUUGUACUAUUAUUUUCAUUCCCAGGGGAAGGGGAAAAAGGGAAUAUUAUGUGAAGAUGAGAGAGCCCUCCACAUAUUUGAUGAAAAAGAAGUUAUUUUGGUUGGGUGUUUUAAAUAGUUGAUCUUCCUACAGGGCUCUUUUCACUAGUUUGGAAGUUAAUUGGUUGUAACCUAUUGACUGGAGAGGCCUAUUUUAAUAUUGGGCUUCAUGUAGUGAUGAAAUUUGGGAAGAAUUUUGUUGUUUCAUAUGAUUCAAAGCGAACUAUUGAAAGUUGUACUUCAAA